Harmonia axyridis is the source of this 1300-nucleotide messenger RNA. RefSeq names its product WW domain-binding protein 2 (gene Wbp2). Gene Ontology annotation, biological process: positive regulation of DNA-templated transcription. The transcript has 6 exons. Gene Ontology annotation, cellular component: nucleus. The record is from RefSeq and is a predicted model, not a curated record. Gene Ontology annotation, molecular function: chromatin DNA binding; transcription coactivator activity. The coding region runs from base 191 to 1087 and encodes 298 amino acids. NCBI's taxonomy places the organism in Eukaryota, Metazoa, Arthropoda, Insecta, Coleoptera, Coccinellidae.
GUCAAAGAAGAAGAAACAUUCUUCUAAGAAAUCUGACAUCUCUAUCUCCAGUUUUGUUAUCUUGUCAAUUGCUGUCAAACCACACACCACAAUAAUUACCACAAGUAAAAAGGAAGUGUCUGGAAUUUUCCUUGGAGAUAAUUUAAUGAAGGUUGAAAAUAUUUAAUUAUAACGUCUAUUAUUUUAAAAUAUGUCGUUGAACACUGCUCAUCUGAAUGGUGGAGUAUUGAUACAUUCUGGUGAAUGUAUAUUGCUCUUUUGUGAAAAUGUUACAAUUGAAUGGUCUGGCCAGAAUGAACCUGCCUUCAAUGGUUCGAAACAUGGACGCAUUUAUCUAACAACUCAUCGAAUGAUUUUUAAUAAUAAGGCUGGAAGCGAUCCCAUGCAAUCAUUUAGUUUUCCAUUUAUUACAUUGAGUGAGGUUGGUGUUGAACAACCUAUAUUUGGGGCUAAUUACAUCAAAGGAAAAGUACGGGCCCAACCGAAUGGAAACUGGAUUGGUGAAGCUAAAUUCAAAGUGACAUUCAAAACUGGGGGAGCAAUUGAUUUUGGAGAAGCUAUGUUGAAAGCAGCCCAAUUGGCUACAAGAAAUGCCCAAAGGGAUGCCCCACCACCUUAUGUACCGCCUCAAACUCAAUGGUAUGCUGCUCCGCCUCCGGCGUAUGCCCCACCCCCUCAAGGUUACUACGGGUGGAGUCCGCCAACUAACGUGUUUCCACAACAACCACCAACAGGUGCUGUCUUCAUGACAGAUGCUCCCCCACCUUAUCCAGGUAUAAACGUUCCUGGACAUGCCCCUCAUCCUCAAGGAGCUCAAGGAUUCGGGUAUCCACCUCAACCACAAGGUUUUGGUUUCUCACAACCGGGUUACGGUCCACCAGGUGCUGCUGGGUUUGCUCCUGGGGCGUCUGGUGGCAUGCAACAGCCUGGGUUCAGCUCCGCUGACGCUAAAGCAGCAGAGGCAGCACAAUCAGCUUAUUAUGAUCCCAAUCAACCUCAGAUGGCUUAUGUACCACCACCUGCUUAUUAUGAAAAUCCACCUUCCUAUAACAACGCAACUAAUAACAACAACAAAAAAGAACAGUAAGCUGCUAAUGAAUUGUUAUAUUUACUCAUUAUCUGUAAAUUUAUUGUACUGUUUAUUACUAUUCCUUUAAUAUUAGUUUAUAUAUUUGUUGAGAAGAAAUCGAUUUAUAAAUAUAUUAUAUAAUUUCAUGGAGUUUUCACUAUGAAUAUAAUACAAAUUCUCAGCACUUCGAAUUGUAUUUUAUGUAUUCUUAAAUAAAUAUCUUUAAAUUUC